AUGGCUACAAGAAGAGACCCGCUCUACAAUUUCCAGACCUUGCCUGGCUUUCGGUACCGGCUGGUAGUGGUGGCUGAGGAACGGGUAGGGGAGAAUUGGGUUGUGCGUUCUGAGAACGACCUGAGCACCUUCUCCCCUUUCGACCAGAGUGGGGUCCGUGAGAUCAUCUGCCGGGUGCGGGCCGAGUAUGAAGGGAGGGCACCCCGCCGCCGCACCGCUCGAAUCUCCACGGCCACGAGACCGCGCCGACGGGCCCCACAGCCACCCUCACCACCACCACCUUACUCCCCGGCGACGCCUACAACACCACCACCAGCGAUCCCAUCGGCACCAGUGGAAUACAGCCCGGUGCCGAUGAGCGACUCACCAGCGUCACCGGUGGAGUAUUCACCGAGGUCACCGUCCCCCGCACCACCUCCCAGUCCAGCCCAGAGUCCGUCGCUGCUGGUGGCAGCUACGUCAUCACCACCGAGACCAGCAGCCCCUGCAAGACCCCCACCACCUACCAUCCGGUUUGCAGGGAGGACUCCGCCACCGAGACCAACCCACGCACCGGUGGCAACUCAUCCCCCGAGGAACCACCCUAUGACUGUCCCUGGCUGGGCAGAUAGGGCGGUUCCCAUCUGGUUUAAGUGUCCUGUCUGCUGGCAAGACAGGCAUCCACCCAGGGUAGAGAUAAUACAUCUCCUCGUAGAUCCGUCACCGACAUGCUGGUUGACAGGUCUCACAGGGGAUGUUUUCGAGGACGUCCGCGCUCUCGCCUUUUUAAACGAGCGCAACGUCAAAAAUCGGGCAUUCCGGUUUUUUAAAGGAACCAGAACCAUGAGUCGCAGAGUAGGACCAGACCCUACGGUGAAUGAUUAUUGUAUCAAAUGGGAGGAGGAUUGGGAGCAAGAGAUUGCCCCGCCGGCCUCACGGGAGGCUCUUCCCCCACCGCCCAUGAGCCAGGAUCUGCCCCCGCCAGAGGAAAACUGGGACGCAGAGUUAGAAGUGGUACAGCGGCCUCCGGGGAGAUUGUUUUUUAAACACGGCUGGUUGCCCGUUUUUGUGUUUGACCACGAGCAACCCCCGGAGGAGCAGAAAAAGAAGAGAAGAAAGAAGAAGAACAGACAGUGA
Molecule: messenger RNA, 1116 nt
Organism: Ostrea edulis (European flat oyster)
Lineage: Eukaryota; Metazoa; Mollusca; Bivalvia; Ostreida; Ostreidae
Exons: 3
Coding region: 1-1116 (371 amino acids)
Source: RefSeq, a predicted model, not a curated record